Blastomyces dermatitidis ER-3 is the source of this 834-nucleotide messenger RNA. RefSeq lists its product as uncharacterized. The record is from RefSeq and is a predicted model, not a curated record. The coding region runs from base 1 to 834 and encodes 277 amino acids. Gene Ontology annotation, molecular function: oxidoreductase activity. NCBI's taxonomy places the organism in Eukaryota, Fungi, Ascomycota, Eurotiomycetes, Onygenales, Ajellomycetaceae. The transcript has 4 exons.
AUGGCUGGCGUUUCCAAAGAAUUUGAGCUAUCGUCGAAACCACCGGUGGAACAAGCCGAAAUCGAUAAGUUCAAUCCUUCCCAGCUUGUUUCCCUAAUAUUCUACACCGAGCGUCUACCUCUGUAUGAAAAAGAGAAACCUUUUUUUCUCAACUUUCCUCCAUCUGAACCCGGACAGCGACAAUCAAACGUUAUUUACUGCCGUCGUGAAGUUUGCAUCACCGAUGUUCGUGGCCACGAAGAUCUCUUCACUCUUGACACCACCGGGUUUCAGUACAAAGAUUUUGAGACAACAGUUGACUACCAGAGUUUCGCUUCCCCUGCGGCAAUUGAGGGAACUUUCCUCAAGGAGGUAGAAAAUUUUUUGACCACAGAGUUGAAUGCAGACUAUGUCCUAGCUUGGGAUUAUCAAGUUCGGCGAAGAGAUCCAACCUUACCUCCCAAUCAUAGGGGCCAACCAGGGAAAGCACAGCCAUUCAGAUCGGUUCAUUGUGAUGAGAGUGCUAGGGCCGCAAUGCGAAGACUGGGCCAUUUUCAUCCUGACUUGGCAGAAAGGUAUCGCGGGUGUCGGAUCCAAAUACUGAACUUUUGGAAGCCGCUAGUUGGUCCAGUCGAGGAUGCACCGCUCGCCCUGUGUGACUAUCGUACUGUGGCACCAGAGGAUCGAGUGCCGACAGAUAUUGUCUUCCCUGAUUACCUAGGAGAGACUUACAAUUUCUGGGCUAAUCCCAAACACCGAUGGUAUUACAUGGAGGGACAGCUCGCAACCGAAGCCUUAAUAUUCAAGUGUUUUGAUUCCGAGGCUAUCAUAAAUGAUAAAGUUGCGCAAUGUUAG